This is a messenger RNA of Nothobranchius furzeri (turquoise killifish), 2345 nucleotides long. RefSeq names its product adenomatosis polyposis coli down-regulated 1-like (gene apcdd1l). Lineage: Eukaryota; Metazoa; Chordata; Actinopteri; Cyprinodontiformes; Nothobranchiidae. Gene Ontology annotation, cellular component: plasma membrane. Gene Ontology annotation, molecular function: Wnt-protein binding. The record is from RefSeq and is a predicted model, not a curated record. Gene Ontology annotation, biological process: negative regulation of Wnt signaling pathway.
GGAGAGCACAUGCACAGAAAAUCCUCCUGCUUGCAUGCACGGCCUCACUCGCAGCACAGGCAUCGAGAGGAGCAGAGCCACGGUGCUGCAAGUGGUGAAGCAACAAAAGAAAGUCCGAGUUUGCUCUUAAGCAAAAAUAUAUCAGCUCCAUGUGGAAUCUGCAGUUAAACACUUAAUCAAACUAUGGAAGCUCAGAAGUGGAGGUAGGAGAAAGCAGAGCUCCUUCUGACGGAUUACUGGACUUGUCAUGGUCUACAUGAUCCUCUCUUCUGUGAUUUUUAUAUUGGAUUUAUCCACGUUUUGAAGUUUUUUUGUGUGAAUGACGUGUGUGGAAGCAGGAAACAUGUCAAACAGACAUACCAGUCACCUGCUGAGGGGAGUCUGGUUGAUCUGGCAAGCUGUAAUUGUAGUUGGAACGGGGAGUAAAGUUUGGGAGGUGCCCACAGGUCCUUUCACAUCCUCCUCCAAUUGGAGCGAGAGCCUGCGUUGGGAGGGCUGUCAGUACCAUCACCUGGAGGACAAAGUGAGAACCACAGCUGACAUCCCCCCCAGACUGGAUGGCACAUGGGUGUCAACGAGAUGCGAGGUUCGGCCCGGUCCAGAGUUCCUCACCCGCUCUUACACCUUCCACCCUAACCGUCACUUCCAGGCUCUGCAGCACUUCUAUGCCGACAGCAGCUGUGAACAUCCGGCCUACUCCCUGAAGAUCAAGGGCAAGAUCCGUUUAACCAAGGCCUCUUGGAUCACCCGAGGGGGCGCGGAGGCUGAACACCACCUCAGUAAAGUGGGGAUUGUGGUCCACAGUGCAGCAGCCAAGCAGAAGCUGGCCUCCAGGCUGCCGUCAGUCUGCGUGGGUCUGAGUCUGAGCCGUGCCGUGCCGGGGAAGCCAUACGAGCUCUUCAACACCCGCUCAGGGAGGGCGUGCCUCGAGGGCUUGGGCUUCUCCAUGAUGGAGAUGAGUCUGGUACGGGUGGAGACGCAGCACCACAGCCAACGAGGGAAGGUCCAGGAGCUGUUCCUGGGGGACGUCCACACUGACUGGACCCUGAGACCUCAGCACAGACCCACAGGGUACCAGCAGCCUUUGCAGAAUGCCAUGCACCACAUCCAUCCCUGCUCUGUGUGCACUCUGGUGUACCGCUCCUCGGACCAGCGCCCCCCUGUGUUGCCCCGUGGUCCCGCAGUUCCUCUGUCUCUGGCCGGUCGCUGGGUCAGCCAGCACUGUGAAACCCGUCCCAACAUCCUCUUCCUCACCCGAGACUUCACCUUUGACCCCAGCCAGCAUGCCUGGGAAGGUGUUUACCGGCACUACUCCGACUCGGCCUGCUUACAGCCCACAUUCACCCUGACAGCUUUGGGCCACUAUGCUCAGGGUAACCCCUCCUCCAAACUCCCAGGAGCUUCUGAGUUUGUCUUCAAGGUGACUCAGGUGAGGGUCACGGCUAUGGACGAGUCCACUGUCAAGCUGCUGAACGGGACAAGGCGAGGCAAGUGUGGACUGGCAAGAGGAUGGGAGGUCGGGGUGGAAAGAGACUUGACCCCUACGGGUGGGUGCACCGUGCUGGGCAUCAAGCUUCCUCACAAGGAAUACGAGCUCUUCAAGGUGGAGGUCGAUGACAGGAAACACCUCCUGUUGUUCACUGGAGAGAGGCCGACCGACGGCUCCAGUCCUGACCGACCACAGCAGAGGGCCACCUCCUUCCAGGCCCCUAUGGUGCUUUGCAGCGGGGGUGAAACACAGCCCUUAUACUCAACUUUAAACAUCAAAAAAGUUCAGUUGGCCAGUGGGGCAGAGAGGGUGGUGCAGGUGGUGUUACUGGUGUUUGUAUCUGCACUGUGCAGCUGGCCGGUGCUCACUAACUUAACCUGUUUUUAGCUCAAACCGGUGCUGGAUUCUGUUUAGUGGGCUAGGGUUUGGAAUGUAUUUUCCUCACCCUCAAAUGUAAGAAACGGGAGACAUUUAAGACAAAAUGCCACACUAAAUAAUGAGGAUCUGUCAUUUUUACAUGAAAACGUAAGCUGUGGACUUUCAUCCUGAUGUAGCAUAACAAGUGCACUUUGUAUUAAUUCUGUUUUAUUUUACAACCCCUAAAAACAAGAAGCCAGGCAAUAGGAUCAUGCAAAUGUACGCCACCCUCACUGGUUUAAUGCCACUGUAGAGUUACAUGUUGUAUCUUAACACUCUUUUUUUUUAAUCGACAGUCAAAUUUAUGAAAUCAAAUGAAUAUUUAUUUUUAACCAUUUUUUAUUGUACAUUUGCAUAAAAGGAGGAUGUUGUUCGUUGGGCAUUCAGUUACUUUUGUCAUGUACUGUUUUCUAUACAAAUGAAAAAAUAACUUUCUUAA